GUACCAUCUAUCACUGAAGAAGAAGCGAGAGAAGCAUUGAUGGGUUAUGUAGCAGAACAUUGUUGUUACGGUAAAAAGGCAGCACAGGAAAUGACGUAUACAGAUUUACAAUCUACCAGCGCCUUCCAUUACACACUAGAAACGUUUGGAGAAGCACGGUCUACAGCGUGGGCUUAUGAGCCAUUUGUUGGUCAAAAUCUAGACGUUCCACAAAACGGUCCAGCACCGGGACCAUGGGAUAUACAAGUUCAAAUUCCUGCAAUGUUUAAAAAUGGUAAGGUUCAAAUAGAAGUACCACAUACUGCCGGAGUCAAACCUUGUCAUGAAUGCCAACAAACUGGUAGAGUACGAUGUUUUAGAUGCCAUGGUCGCGGGAGAUUAUUUUGUCAUCAUUGUAAUGGAAGUGGAAGUGAGACGUAUUAUGAAGAUGGUGAACGUAGACAUAGAUGUUGCUGUCAUUGCGAUGGUUCAGGUAGAAAACGGUGUUAUACUUGUGAUGGUUUUGGAACAAUCACCUGUCCAACCUGUCAAGGACGAUGUAGUUUGAAAUUCUUUAUCCAAUUGACUAUUAUUUGGACAAACCAUCUAGAAGAUCAUAUAGUGGAGAGAACUGCCUUACCCGAUGAACUAAUACGUGCAGUUUCUGGACAAAUUUCAUUUGAAGAAACUGUUCCCCGGGUUUGGCCAAUUACCCAUUUUCCUGAUAAUGAAGUCAAUAUUGCAUCAAAAAAUUUAGUAUCAAAACAUGCCGCAGCUUAUACCACAGAAAGAAUAGUAAUGCAGCGACAUCAAGUUCGAAUCAUUCCAGUAACUCAGGCAUUUUACAAAUGGAAAGACUCGCCCGCUGAUUAUUUUGUUUAUGGAUUUGAGAAGAAAGUGUACGCUCCUGAUUAUCCCCAGACGUGUUGUUGGGGAUGUUCGAUUCAAUAA
Molecule: messenger RNA, 930 nt
Organism: Lottia gigantea (owl limpet)
Lineage: Eukaryota; Metazoa; Mollusca; Gastropoda; Lottiidae
Exons: 9
Source: RefSeq, a predicted model, not a curated record